Messenger RNA from Lethenteron reissneri (Far Eastern brook lamprey), 2433 nucleotides. It is a transcript of the gene GRPR, whose product is annotated as gastrin releasing peptide receptor. Gene Ontology annotation, molecular function: neuropeptide receptor activity. The record is from RefSeq and is a predicted model, not a curated record. Gene Ontology annotation, biological process: G protein-coupled receptor signaling pathway. Gene Ontology annotation, cellular component: plasma membrane. NCBI's taxonomy places the organism in Eukaryota, Metazoa, Chordata, Hyperoartia, Petromyzontiformes, Petromyzontidae.
CCUCGGAGCUGCGCGCGCGUGACGGCGGCCGUCGUCCCGCUCGUUAGUGUCAAUGGAUCGAGAACGGUGGGGGAGCAUAUAAGGGGCGACACACCUCUGUUAGACACACACAGAGAGAGAGAGAGAGGGGAGUGAGAGACACAGAGAGAGUGGUGAGAGACACACAGAGAGUGGUGAGAGACACAGAGAGUGGUGAGAGACACACAGAGAGUGGUGAGAGACACAGAGAGAGUGGUGAGAGAUACAGAGUGGUGAUAGACACAGAGAGAGUGGUGAGAGAUACAGAGUGGUGAUAGACACAGAGAGUGGUGAGAGACACAGAGUGGUGAGAGACACAGAGAGAGUGGUGAGAGGCACAGAGAGAGAGUGAGAGACAUAGGGGAGAGACAGGGGCGAGAGAGAGGUGACAGAGAGGAGUGAGAGACACAGAGAGAGAGAGAGGUGGGAUAGAGGGAGGCGAGAGGCAGGAGUGACAGACACAGAGAGUGGUGAGACACAGAGAGUGGUGAUAGACACAGAGAGAGAGAGAGUGGUGACAGACACAGAGAGAGAGAGAGAGUGGUGGGAUAGAGGGAGGCGAGAGGCAGGAGCGAGAGAUACCGAGAGAGUGGGAGACGUGGGGCAGAUCAGGUGGUUUGUGGUGCUUCAAGACAAUCAGCAUCCCACUGUGUCACUGCGCUUCGUGGCUGCGUUGGGCCCACCGUGCAAUUCGGAGGUUUGCGAUGGAGGACUCCCUGCCGUCGUGGGUGGUCCCCUCCAUCAUGCUGUCUCUCUUCGGGAUCAUCAUGCUGCUCGGGCUGCUGGGAAACUCGGCGCUCAUCCGCUACGUGCUCACGCAGAAGCCCCGCCAAGGUCUCAGCCUUCCCCCGCUGCUGUCUGCCGACGGCAACGCAUCGGACGUGCACCUGGUGAGCAUGGCGAUCGGCGACCUGAUGGUGCUGGUCACCUGCGUGCCUUCGGGUGCCAUCUCCUUCCUCUACGACUCGUGGAUGUUCGGGAGGAUCGGCUGCAAGCUGCUGCCCUUCCUGCAGCUCACGUCCCUCGGGAUCUCCGUCUUCACGUUGGUCGCCCUCAGCGCCGACAGGUACAAAGCCAUCGUGAGGCCCAUGGACGAACCGCGUCACGGCCGCUUUAGCUCGACGUGGUUCACUGUGCUGUGCAUCUGGCUGGGCUCCAUCGCCCUCGCCACGCCGGACAGCGUCCUGGCCGACGUUGUGUCGUGGCACGCGUUCAACGCCUCGUCCAACGCCACCGUGGCGGUCACGGUGUGCGUGCCCUUCCCGCACAACGGCACGGCGGUGAUGCGCGCGCACGCCGUGGCGGUGUCGUGCGUGUACUUCGUGGCGCCGCUCACACUCAUCACCGUCUUCUACUGCUUCAUCUCGGCCGAGCUGCUCGGCUCGGCCGCCAGAGUUCCCGGCAACAAUGCGGCGAGGCAAGUGAGCAGCCGCCGACGUCUCGCCAAGACGGUGCUGCUGCUGGUGGCGCUCUUCGCCCUCUGCUCGCUACCCAACCACGCGCUCUACCUCUACCGCGUGUUCCGCGAUCAGUCCCAGCCGGACCUCUCCCCGACCCACAAGGCGUUCUCCCUGCUGUCCCGCGCGCUCAUCUUCGCCAACUCGUGCGUCAACCCGUUGGCGCUCUGCGCCGUCUCCAGCGGCUUCCGUGACCACCUGCGCCAGACGUUGUGUGAACGUCCCGCCACGCGGCGUCCGCUUCUCGCCUGCUGCUGCUGCUGCUGCGAGCGAGGGAGACACGCGCAACUGCGACGGGGUUACAGCACGUCGUCCAGGGUCACGGGGUCAACGCGGCUCACAAUGCAGAGCGUCAACGCGGUGGGCGGAGGGGACGGGCACGCCAAGGCGUACGGCCCCGCCGCCGGUAUUGACGUGGACACUUAAGAGGGUGUGGAGAGGCAUCGUUGCUUUGGACUUGAGAUGAUUCUGGUGCAAGGAGGGACCGGUGUGCGAUUUGCUUUCGGGUUGCGCUGCAUUUGCGAACGCAUGUCACCGCCAGUGUGCAAUAGGGCAAGCCGUGCUCCUGAUGGAUGACCACGAGUCGCCUUGGCUGUGUGGUCGUGCUGAAUUCAUUAUCAUUCCCGAAGCGCUCGCACGCACGCACGCGUGCCUGCUACAGAUGAUUUUUGUCGUUUUUAGUUUGUUGUCCUUCUCCCGCACCUCCGAUUUGCACGGUUUGGCUACGCACGGUGCGAAAGAAGUUCAACAUGCAGACGUACGCACACGUGUUGGAUACGUACGAGGCAGGAACUGCAGCGGUGACCCUCUUGUACAAGAGGGCAAGACAUAUUGGGGUGUGGCUGCUUUCAAAGAUUCCGUGAGCUACCCUUGGACUGUGUGAUCGUGCCGAUCUCAAAGUUGUUCUUAAGCACCGUACACAUGUACACACGCACAUUUGUGUUUUAUAUACUCAUUU